CAAAAAAAAACAACUCACCCUCGAGCGUCACGGCCCUGUGCAGCAGCAGUGCUUUCCAGUCACGAAGAGAGAGAGUGGGGCUGAACGGGAAGCAAUACCACCGCCCUUUCCAUCCAGCAUCUUCGCCAACCAACACUGAAAACGAGUGGGACCACAUAAGUACAGUCAGAGUGUCCUCCGGUAACCAGAGGUUCCCUUCUCCUCGUCAGAAUGUCCGUGAGCACAGACUUUGGGAACCCUUUAAGAAAAUUCAAACUCGUCUUUCUGGGGGAGCAGAGUGUUGGAAAGACGUCCUUGAUCACACGGUUCAUGUAUGACAGCUUUGACAACACGUAUCAGGCUACAAUUGGAAUUGACUUCCUGUCGAAAACCAUGUACUUGGAAGACCGAACGCUUUCUCUCUCUGAACCUCAGGUGAGGUUGCAGCUCUGGGACACAGCGGGACAAGAGCGCUUCAGGAGCCUCAUCCCCAGUUAUAUACGGGACUCCACUGUGGCUGUGGUGGUCUACGACAUUACAAAUGUUAAUUCAUUCCAGCAGACGUCAAAAUGGAUUGAAGACGUGAGAACAGAGAGAGGAAGCGAUGUCAUCAUUAUGCUCGUCGGCAAUAAAACAGACCUGGCAGAUAAAAGGCAAAUCACAAUUGAGGAAGGUGAACAGAGGGCUAAAGAGCUGAGUGUCAUGUUCAUAGAGACCAGUGCCAAGACGGGUUACAAUGUCAAACAGCUGUUUCGGCGCGUGGCAGCUGCUCUUCCAGGGAUGGAGAGUAUGCAAGAAACAAGCAAAGAAGGGAUGAUCGACAUCAAGCUGGACAAAGCGCAGGAGCCCCAGACGACUGAAGGCGGCUGCUCCUGUUAAUACUCAUCCCCCAGCCUGAACAAAAACAAACCUCAUUUACACCUCCUGCUUGUUAUGUUGCUUCCUGUUGGUGAACCUGCAGUUGACUUUGCACGCUGAGAGUCUGGCCUCCUCACCUGACUACUGGUCAUCGGUUGGAGCUAGUAGUAUGUGAAUUUGAUUCUAAAGUAGUGUAGCCUACUUUGUUAAUGAAACUGCCAAAAAGUCUUACAACUUGCAAAAAAAAGUGAAAAAAGAUCCACAAGUCACAUAUUAUGUGUAUACUUUUUUUUAAGUAGAAAAGAAAACUUCCCCAAUUUCUUUUGUAUUUUUAUAUGUUCAGAGAAAUCUCUCUCUCUUUUUUUUUUUAUGCAAACAACUCGGCUCUGUAUUGAGAGCUUGAUAAGAAGAGGUGGUCUUAGAUGUAUUCUUAUGGAUGCCACUGUUGUUAUGGGCAAAGAUGUAAACCCUGACCAUAUUCUAACUGUUACCUAACAAUUAACGAAGCCUUUUCAACUUUAUACUUAGGCUUAGCAGUUUUCGAGACUCAUUGCCUAAACAUAUUCUCAGCCAGUCAUAGAACUUCUGCCCAUAGUUCUGGUUGGAUCCAUGAUUUUGCGUUACAGGGCAAACUGAAACAACAUCUUGAGUAUCUAAUGCAUGCCUAGUUUUUGAGCGUAGGUACUGUCUAACAGUUUUGAAUAUGUAAGUGGUAACGGUGACUUAAUGCGCUCCGAUCUAGUCUUUUUGUUUAUAAAUACUGUUUAUUUGGAUUUGUAUACUUGACUUCAGAACAUCUUUUGUCGUGCGCGUGUAGGUGUGUGCUUUCUGUAUAGGCAACGUUACAAUGCGGUUAUAUAGAGGGCCACUGCCGAGUCCUGUCACUGCGGCCACAUUACGGCACCAUGUAGAUCACCAUCCCCCCACUCACAACAAUAUGACAGCUGCUGUUGCAUUGUGUGAUAUCUUGGUAGUUGUGAUUAUGAUAAUCUGCACAUAUAAAUGAGCAGUGGAGACUCAGAGCCCUCACCUUGUAUCACACGAGAACAUGGACACAUUUAAAUGACAGUUUAACAUUGUAAACCCUGUUCAUUCCUGACAGAAGACUAAUUUGCACAUGUGAACAUUUCAGGUUAACUCCAUUUUAAAUGUGCUGUCACUUAAUUCAAGACCUGUGCAGUUGUCAUAGGAACCGUAACAUGUCCCCACUGGGACGAGGUUUUCUUUGCUGCUGGUGUUUAAACUGACUACUGAUGUUGGCAUUAUGCAAUGUUGUUUAAGUUUGGUCUUUUUUUUUUUUUUUUUUGUACAACUUGAGUCUGGCAUCAUAGCGUACUGGUGGUGAAGGCAGCCAGUGUCGAGAACACUACUUUGAUUUGACUUGGCUAUGAAGUGACUUGUUUCUGCACUUUUACAGAACAUUUUAGAAUUAGAGUGACAAUGUAAGUCUUCGAAACAUGGUUAAAAAAAGCAUUGUUUUUACCUCCAGAAUGUUUGGAGUGUUGUAGAGUAGAAGAAAAUAUGUAGGAAUUGUUCACACGUCCAAAAAAGAGGAGCACUCUUGUGAAAACUGGUGAAUCUUUCCAACCCACAUAAUGAACCAAAUGAUCAUCAUAAUAAGAGACAGAGUAGGAUAAGAAAUCACAGGAGAUCUAGACUGGAACAUGCUCUGUGGUGUCGUUGGGAAUGACAAAUACACAUUGCAUUUCAGGUUUGAAUCAGUUGAACUGACAAAAAGUCUAAUGUAUCAUCCAUCUGUUGCUGCCUAUUUAUUAUUGCAAAACAGAAAUGUAGUCCUCAUUACUGACCACACAGCCUUGUAAAUAGAGCACUUCUUGAGAAAUGGCUCAGUGGGAGUUUCUUUUUAAAUGAUGAAAACAUGAUUCAUGGGUAGCUGUAGACACUCCUUUGUAUUUAUUCUCCCUACAUAUGAAAGUAGAGUCCGCCUUUGUUUGCGAAAGGCCCAUCCUAACAUUCCCUGGAAAUGGACCACGUAAUGAACAGGUGUCUUUGGAUUUGAGGAUGGAAGCCAUGGUCAUUUCUUGAGCGUGUGUGUGUCCUGUCAAAGCUCUGUGCAGCAGACCUGAUCAGUCCAGAGCUGGUUCUCCAUUCACACUGUACAGAGAUCUAGCAUGUCUCUCCAAAUGAUUAAUAAAGAUGUCUUAUUACCAAA
Monopterus albus (swamp eel) is the source of this 3010-nucleotide messenger RNA. RefSeq names its product RAB6B, member RAS oncogene family a (gene rab6ba). NCBI's taxonomy places the organism in Eukaryota, Metazoa, Chordata, Actinopteri, Synbranchiformes, Synbranchidae. The transcript has 8 exons. Bases 211 to 858 code for a protein of 215 amino acids. The record is from RefSeq and is a predicted model, not a curated record. Gene Ontology annotation, molecular function: GTPase activity; GTP binding.